This is a messenger RNA of Diprion similis, 1663 nucleotides long. RefSeq names its product cell division cycle 7-related protein kinase. Gene Ontology annotation, biological process: protein phosphorylation; mitotic DNA damage checkpoint signaling. NCBI's taxonomy places the organism in Eukaryota, Metazoa, Arthropoda, Insecta, Hymenoptera, Diprionidae. The transcript has 9 exons. The record is from RefSeq and is a predicted model, not a curated record. Gene Ontology annotation, cellular component: nucleus. The coding region runs from base 156 to 1361 and encodes 401 amino acids. Gene Ontology annotation, molecular function: protein serine/threonine kinase activity; ATP binding.
AUUCCACCACGUAGUUUAAGAUUGGCGCCAAUAUGCGAAGAGGUCCCUUGCAGCGUUAAAUCUUGGUUGAUCAUUAUUUUUCAGAUGGAAUUUUUCCGUAAAAAAAUACUUUUCACGGUUGUCGGGACAUUAACCUUUUGUGCGAAAUUUUGAUCAUGAAUAUAGUACCUUCGUCUAAUAAUUCUGGAAACAACGUUGAGGAAGAAAAUGAGAAAGACAAAAUUUCGUAUCUCAUUCGAAAGCUGCCUGUUCUGGGAAACUUGUUUCACAUACACGGUAAAAUCGGCGAAGGGACAUUCAGCUCUGUAUUUUUAGCUACUUUGAAGUCGUCCACAAACCAGCGUAAAUUUGCCAUCAAACAUCUAGUGCCUACGUGUCAUCCGGGGAGAAUUGAACGCGAGCUACAAUGUUUGCAGGACAUAGGAGGUACCGAUUACGUUGUCGAGUUGGACUUGUGUCUCCGGAGUGCAGAAUGCAUUGUGUUUGUAAUGCCGUAUAUGAAGCAUGAUAGGUUUGCUGAAUAUGUUCACGACAUGACGGUCGAUGAGACUAGAAGCUAUAUGAAAGCGCUGCUGGUUGCUCUACGGCGAGUUCAUAAGUUUAAUAUUAUACACCGGGAUGUAAAACCCAGUAAUUUUCUCUACAAUCGUGUUAUGAAACAGUAUCGUCUGGUCGAUUUUGGGCUAGCGCAGCAGUAUACUGCUGAAAGUAACACAAAUAGUCAGGCCAAGACACAUGUCAUUGAAUCUCAGUCAGGAAAAAGAAAAAGAGGCGAUGUGAAUGACAAGACGGGUCCUAUCAAAAAUACCGGCAUGCCUAUAGACGCGCAAUGCGUAUGCUAUGGAAAACCUCUAAUAUGUUCAAUCUGCCUAUCAAAAUCUGCUCAAACUGCUCCUCGUGCUGGUACACCUGGAUUUAGAGCACCAGAGGUGCUACUCAAGUUUCCUUCGCAAACGUCAGCAAUUGAUAUUUGGGCCAGUGGCGUCAUAAUGCUUUGCAUUCUGAGCGGAACUCACCCCUUUUUUCGUUCGCCAGAUGAUUGCACAGCCUUGGCUGAGAUAACAACAAUCUUUGGUUCGACCAAAAUGCAACAAUGUGCCAAAAAAUUGGGUAGAAAACUUACAUUUAGCGAAAACAUACCUGGAAUUGAUAUUAAGUUGCUUUGCCAAAAAUUACAAAAGAGAAAUAGCCUUCAUCGAGAGGAAGAUCCCAACACUAGUUGUAGUAACAAGAAUAAGGAAAAAAUUGAUACUGCUUAUCCCUCAGCAGCAUAUGAUUUAUUAAUUAGACUGCUCGAUCCAGAUCACUGUACAAGAAUAACUGCGGAAGAAGCGAUAAAUCAUUCUUUUCUCACAGACUAACCAUUUGUAUAAUUACUUACGUGUUUCGUCAAAGAUUCAUUCCUGUAAGUAGUGUUAUCUGAUUUUGAACAACGAACAUGUAAUGCAUUUCAAUAAUCCAUGAAAUGGUACUCUAGUCGCCUGAGAGUUACAGUGAUCAAGUGUGAUUUAUACGAUCUGUAAAGUUCAUCUGAUAACACGUGCCUUGUAAAACAUAAAUACAAUUACGAUGUGUUUGCUUGUUCAAAUAAUGUAUAUAGAGAAUAUUGUUAUAUUUAUUAUAAAUAUAUAAUUAUUGACUUCUAUCAUGUAUGAUUUAAAUC